GACCAUACUGUCAAACUGGCAGUGAUGGAUUCUCUCUUCAGAGGCACCCUUUGGACCCUACUCAUCCUCUUCACACUGCCACACCUCACCUGCAACAUGCUGUGCACAGGCAGCUGCCUAUGUGGCUUUAACGGUGCUGUCAAGUGUGUUGGCAACACCAUCACAGAUAUACCACAGAAUCUGCCCAUCCACACGUACCUGCUGCAGCUUAAUGACACUGACAUGAACGUCAUCAAUGAGCGGAGCUUGGCUGAGAGGAAUCUGCUGUUGCGUUUCAGUCUGACGCACAGCCAUUUACAUGCUAUCCAUCCCAAUGCCUUCCAAGUUGCUCCGCAGCUCAGAUCUAUCAAGCUGUCGUCCAAUGAUCUCUCUACCGUCCCUGCUAAGGUCUUCAGUCCGUUAGUGACACUGGAGCAACUGCAUUUGGAUGAGAACCAGUUGGAGACCAUAACUCCAGAUAUGUUUGAAGGACUGGUUAGUUUGCUGGUUCUGGACCUGAGCCAGAACAAACUGACCAGUCCUGUUUCAGAUGUUUUCGAUGGACUGACCAAUCUCACCUUUCUGAACCUUGGAAGGAACUCCAUAAAUAAACUCCCACCGACCAUCUUCCACUCAUUGACUAAUCUUCGCAACCUCAUGAUCUAUAACAACCAGUUAGAGGUGCUAGAAGCUGGGAUUUUUGAUAAACUUGGCAACCUUUUGGAGCUAAAAAUCCACCAUAACCAGAUUACCAGCCUUCCCCCUCAUGUGUUUUGGUCACUAAAGAACCUGAUGAUCCUCACCCUGUCCUCCAACCGACUUCAGGCUAUCCCAGAAAAGACCUUCUACAACAUGCCAAAGCUGACCAAGCUCACCAUUUACAACAACCCAUUAUUAUCUCUGCCAGACCAGCUAAUGGGUCACAUGCCUGACAUGACAGAAUUUUAUCUGUUUUCUACUAAUCUCACCACUGUUCCCGGAAAUUUGUUUGCAAACAUGUCAGGACUUUUGAGGCUUAACUUCCACUUGAAUGACAAGCUAAGGGAGUUGCCUUCAGACCUCUUCUGCUGCCUUCCCAAGCUCGACAAGCUCUCAUUGAAAUCCAACGACCUCCUUUAUCUACAUCCCAACCUGUUCUCUGGACUAACCACACUUGGUAUACUGCUCCUCAAUGACAACAAGCUGAAGAGCCUACCAGAUAACAUCUUCCAGGGCCUUGGAGGGGUUUUGACAGUUGAUUUAAGGCGUAACCAUCUCGAGACUCUUUCAGGAGAUACUUUCUUCUCAAAUUCAGUUUUGAAGGGUCUUGCUCUGGGUGGCAACCCCUGGGACUGUACUUGUAGUAUUAGAGGUAUUGCGAAAUGGAUAAGACAACAUAAGCAUGAUGUUCUCGACAGACAGGAUGUGAUAUGUCACAGUCCUGUAUACCAACAGCUCCGUACCGUUGGCUCUCUGCAGGACGAGGAAUUCAACUUUUGCGAUGCUAAGAAACUCAAGUCAACCUCAACCACCACACUUCCCACAACAACAUUAAUGACCACUCAUGGCAUCACCCAACAAGACACCAUCCUAUCAACCACUCCGACUGCCAGGCCGGCUACUUUCCCUACCACCGUCUUACCAACAACUCUCCAAACUCCCACCACCAACGAGCCAAACGAGGAGUUUCUUCCCACCACUGAGAAUCCCUCGUCUCAUUACAUAUUACCUAAUUUCUAUGGCACACUGGUGAUUGAACAGGGGCCAGAGUUUGUUCACCACAACCUUUACAAGGGCUGGGUGUACGUGUGGUUUCUGCCCUCAGAUGCUGGCUUGACCGGGCUACUCAUGUUCUGCUAUAUCCUUCUUGUGGCUGCAGGCUUGGUCCUCAUUUUUGCUGCUGUGUUUUGCAUGUAUCGCCUUAACAAGAGCAUGGAUGAGCUGAAGGCUGAGUGGGCACAUCCUCCAGAAAAAAUGGACCUGCCCCUGAAGCUUGAAGUGCUACUUCUUCUCUGUUCUUUCCACACUGUUGUUUGGGCGUGUCCAGAUGGAUGCUUAUGUCAUGAAACCAAAAUCCUUUGCAACGGGCUCUCAGGCUUCCCCACGAUUGUGUCCUCAGCAACCACAACCAUCUACUUCUCCAACUGCAGUAUCUACUCCCUGAAACCAGAGGACCUGACUGAUUUUUCUCAUACACUUAGGGUCUUUGUGAUGAAAGACACUGUUUUAAGGGAAGUACGCACUGGCACCUUUGAUUCAGCUCCAAAUAUGGAUGCCUUAGGGUUUACUACAACCGAAUUACAAGAUCUCCCUGAAAAAUUGUUCCAAAAUCUGCAGAAUCUUAAUUCUCUGAAUCUGAAGAACAACAAGCUCCUGGUACUCCGCCCUAACUGGUUUUCCACGUUGGCAGAGCUAAAAUACCUUGACCUCAGCAAAAACCUUUUCACUUCUGUACCUGUAGAAACCUUUCACCCUCUUACUGUGCUGCAGAACCUUCUUUUUUCUGGAAACAAUAUCAUUCAUCUACAUAGAGAGACAUUCAAGGGUCUUUCAGAGCUGAAAAUCUUACGGCUUAACAGCAACUCUCUACAGGAAUUACCCCUUGGAAGUUUGGAUGACCUUGGAGAACUGGAGGAACUAUCCCUACAAGACAAUCUAAUCACUCAUCUCCACCAGGAUCUGUUCUCCAAGACUUUGAAACUCCAGAAGCUAUUCCUCUCCAACAACAGGCUCAGAUCUCUUCCACAAGGGAUAUUCUUAAACCUGCCCAUUCUUUCCAAGAUCUCCCUGUAUGAAAACCAGCUGGAGAGUCUGGGGCCAGGAGUGUUUGGGCCCAUGGCCCUCCAGGAGUUGUGGCUGUAUGACAACAAGCUGAGUCGUGUGGAGGAUGACACAUUCAGAAACCUGACCCAGUUGCGUCUCCUGGUCCUCAGUCGCAACCAGAUCAGCUCUAUAUCCACAAGGGCCUUCGGAGGGUUGGAGCAGCUUGGAGAGGUAUCACUUCACACUAAUCUGAUCACAACACUGCAAGCUGGGACUUUCCAAGAUCUGCCGAGUCUGGUCAACAUUUCCUUGGAGCACAACUUCAUCAGCUCCCUACCUUUGGGUUUUCUCCAGGGCGUGAGCAACCUGGGACAGAUAGACCUGCAAAAUAACUCCCUUCCCAAUCUGCCACAAGAGAUUCUAGAUGCGCUCAGUUCAGCAAAGGAGGUUCUCUUGCAGCAAAACCCAUGGAGGUGUGACAGGGACAUUCUGCCACUUAGAAGCUGGCUGAAACAGCACCCAUCCAAGGCCAACCAAACUCUUGUGGUGUGUGAAACACCUUUCGAUCUUAACGGUGAGGUAAUUGCACUGCUGGAGGAUGAGAAUUUCCUGUCCUUCGGCUCUACCGAGGCCCCUGUGUGGACCUCAACGGAGAAGAGGAAGAAACCACAGACUCCACCAGCAAGACGAAGCACUUCCUCACCUGUAGCCAAGACCACCGCUGCCUCAGAGAGUGGCGGUGAGGAAGUCACCAGUGGUGGACAAGGGGAGAAGGAUACUGUUUCUAAGGAUAAUUCAAUCAUCCUCAUCCUCAUCGCAGUAGUGGCCACUGUCAUCAUCAUCACUGUCAUCGUCAGCUGUGUAUGCUGGAGGAAGAACAAGAGAGGCAGGGGAAAUAUUGGUCGCAGAAACAAGAACACUGUGCUGUAGAUGAGACCAUCCAAUUUUAGCAAUCCAAGAACUAUUAAAGCCAAGGGAAAAUGCUCAUUGGUUAUUUUGGCUUAGUUGGAAAAUGUGGAGCCCGUAGUUGGUUUAAGCUUCAAAAGCCACAGAAUGAACCACUUCAUCUCAAUUCAGAUGUACCAACUAAAACAAACAAGUAGACUUUGAAUUAAUCAGCUUUCACUUUAAAUGAUUUUAUUUUUAACCAAUUUAACAGCCAGUUUUCCUCAUGUGUGCUGUAAAAUGACAACUGAUGUAGUAUUGACUAACAGUGAAAAGACCACAGUGCCAUCUUGUGGGCAACCUGGAUAUUUUGGGGAAUGUAAGCUGAGAUGCACUGAAACAGUGUAUUUCUUCUAGCAGACUUAAUGCUGCCUUCAGUACUUUGUGAAAAAUAUUUUCAAUUUUUCAUAAUAUAUAGUUGCAGUUUGGCAACUACUUUGUGUGCUAACAACACAUUUAGGAGACAGGUUUACUUUUUGCAAAACGGCAAUCGAUAAGAAAUACUUCUGACUCGACUGUAACAUAACUCAUACUAUGGUUUCACACUUACAAUACAAAAUGUCACUUUACGUUGAAUAAAUGCACUACUUUUAGUGGGAGCAAUGUUA
Molecule: messenger RNA, 4274 nt
Organism: Eleginops maclovinus (Patagonian blennie)
Lineage: Eukaryota; Metazoa; Chordata; Actinopteri; Perciformes; Eleginopidae
Exons: 3
Coding region: 25-3651 (1208 amino acids)
Cellular component (GO): extracellular matrix
Molecular function (GO): protein binding
Source: RefSeq, a predicted model, not a curated record